GUUCUUAAACGUGUAUGGCGUGACCAUCUGGACCACCACCGUGACGAGUGUGAGCGACAACAGCUGAUAGAUGAGAGCCGCCAUGGUUCAACCUUCUCCCGGCAGUGGCUUUGGAUACUAAUUUUGGAUCUUCAUCAGGUUUGCCUACUGAGCGAACAGGUCUGCGGAUGAUGCAGUCAACAUGGGACUGCACUUCAUCCUAGAACACCUCCACAGUGCAGGGACCAACGCGAGGAUCCUGUUUGUGGACUUCAGCUCAGCGUUCAACACCAUCAUCCCUGAACCCCUUUCAUCCAAGCUUCUCCAGCUCAGCGUCUCACCUGCCAUCUGCCAGUGAAUUUAUAGCUUUCUGACGGGCAGGACACAGCAGGUGAGGCUGGGGGAGGCCACCUCAUCCACACGCAGCAUCAGCACAGGGGCGCCCCGAGGUUGUGUCCUCUCUCCGCUGCUCUUCUCUCUCUCCACGAACGACUGCACCUCAGUGCACCUGGCUGUCAAACUCCUGAAGUUUGCAGAUGACACCACUGUCAUCGGCCUCAUCAAGGACGGCGACGAGUCUGCAUAUCGACAGGAAGUGGAGCGGCUGGAGCUGUGGUGCGGCCGACACAACCUGGAGCUGAACAUGCUCAAGACUGUAAAGAUGAUUGUGGACUUCAGGAGGCAUCCUUCGCCACAGCUGCCCCUCACGUUGUCCAGCUGCCUUGUGUCAACCGUCGAGACCUUCAAGUUCCUGGGAAUUACAGUCUCUCCGGACCUGAAGUGGGCGACCAACAUCAACUCCGUCCUAAAAAAUGCCCAGCAGAGGAUGUACUUCCUGCGGCUUCUGAGAAAGCAUGGCCUGCCACGGCAGCUGCUGAGGCAGUUCUACACAGCGGUCAUCGAAUCAGUCCUGUGUUCUUCCAUCACAGUCUGGUUUGGUGCUGCUACAAAAAAGGACAAACUCCGACUGCAACGGACAAUUAAAACUGCUGAAAGGAUUGUCGGUACACCCCUACCCACCCUCGAGGACUUGCACGCUGCCAGAACUAAGACGAGAGCGUGCAAAAUCCUCUCGGACCCUCCACAUCCCGGUCACCGGCUCUUCCAGCUCCUUCCCUCAGCAGAGACGUUGAAGUGUCUUGGUCACGGCAAAGUGGCCGGCCCCUGCCACCUGUGGCGUCUGCUUGCAGGGGACGAGGAGUUGGAGGUCAUCACGGUUGCCCAGCGGGUUCCUCGAGUGGCUGUGGAGAAGAUGGCCUCGGGUGACAAGGCUGGACAAGGCUGGACCAUUGGGAGUACAGUCCCUUCAUCUCCAGGUCCAGCAUGGGAACAGCUGACAAUGCAAUGUUGGCCCUCUUCCGUCCAUCCUUGGACAUGGCCGAGGACGGGAUCAUCCCUCUGCUCUUCCUGGAGCUGCGCUGAGUUGACAACCUCCACACUCGGUGCCAUGGGUGACGCGGUGAGGUUGUCAAUGAAGGUGUCCACGUAAUAUAGUCUCUUUGCAAUGAAAAAAACAAAACAAACAAACGAAAAAAAAGCAAUUGAUGAGAUAUGUUAAUCAUAUUGGUUCAAUAUACCCAGUAGGUGGUUAUUAACAUUUUUAAUCGCAUUGCAUUUUGUGUAUUUCAGAUUUCAGAUGAUGAUGAAUGAGGUACAAUGUGUAUCAUGGUUUAU
Molecule: messenger RNA, 1653 nt
Organism: Phyllopteryx taeniolatus (common seadragon)
Lineage: Eukaryota; Metazoa; Chordata; Actinopteri; Syngnathiformes; Syngnathidae
Exons: 3
Coding region: 623-1468 (281 amino acids)
Molecular function (GO): methyltransferase activity; 2-oxoglutarate-dependent dioxygenase activity
Source: RefSeq, a predicted model, not a curated record